UUGCUGAACGUGUGUGUUGUUGUGAGGACAAAAGAUGGCGGCUGUAAUGAGUUCUACACAGUCCAGUCUGGUCCAAUGAUCCUCAACUUCGCCAUUCUGACUUUCACUCUAUAAUCUCGCCUCCUGAUGCCGUCCGAAACUUGCAGCGAGGAAUCGAAGAACAACGUCUAGUUGCCCCACUUCUGGUGGCCCCUCCCCCUGUCAUUAUUUACCAUGGCAACAGCCACAACAGGACGCAAGAGGAAAGCCCCGCCCCUGAGUCCCUCGGAAGGUCCUCCAACGGAGAAAUCAAAACCGAGAAAGAAAUGCGAGAGGAGAGGUUGCGAGCAGUUCAGCCCCUACCCGUUCUGCUUCGUCAGGGCAACGGACAAGUGAGGUCGUGAUCUGGGGUGAGUCACAUGAUUGUCAUGUGAUCUCUUCCCAGGUGUGCAGGUGACGGUCACACAGCACGCUGGUACCACCUCAGUGCAGGCCAGCAUUUCUGCAACGAAUGCUUCGACUAUUUCUACAGAAGCAACAAGCCGGGUAACCUGGUCUACAACAGUUGGUGCACAAUGUGGGAGAGAGAGUCGGGGGAGAGGGUCACUCCAGGGGCCAAGAUGUUCCUGGUCGACCAGUACCUCCCGGUCUGGGUGAGAUGCACGCUCCCCGAGUGCCGGAAAUGGAGGAAACUGCCUCCUGCCAUUGAACUGCACCACGUGAAACAGGACAUCGUCAAGUGCAGCAACUGCUCACGACCCGAGGACGAGGUCGUUGCCAUGGUAAAGAAGGAGGAGUGGAUAAACACCGUCAGCUACACGCCGAUGCUGAGAUUCAGCUUGCUGGCUCCGUUGCUAAGUGAAUAUUUCCCAGACGGAGUCGGGAUUAGUCCAGCAACCAUCAGACACUCGAGCACUGCUCGGAAGAGGGUCGGGAAAUUGGUGAAGAAAGAUGUGACACAGCCUGGAAACAACAGAGGGUCUGCCAUAGCUGAUGGGAGAGGAAAUGAAGGGGUUGGGGAGGGGGGAGGGGAGACAAAGGAGGAAGAGAAAAGGAAGGAGGGAGAUAAGGAGGUUGAAUCAAUGCUGGGAAAGGUAGCAGAAAGUGUGAGAGGGGGAGAGGAGGGAGGGAGAGAGGGGAGGGAAGGGGGAGAGGGAGAAAAGGGACGACAGAUGGUGAAAGUGGAAGGAGAGAGAGUUGCUGUGGAACCAACGAAGAAAGAAGUUGCGUGGAAGACAUUGGUGGACAAGAACGGUCACCAUGUACCAGCCACUCUCCUCCAUCCUCUACAUCCGUUCCACCAUCCUCACGAAGGACCCAGAGCUCAG
This is a messenger RNA of Geodia barretti, 1307 nucleotides long. NCBI's taxonomy places the organism in Eukaryota, Metazoa, Porifera, Demospongiae, Tetractinellida, Geodiidae. The record is from the annotation of a GenBank genome assembly.